CGACAAGCGCAGAGUCAGGAACAGAUAACAAUGGCCCGCUGGGCGCCGGCCGCCCGUCAAGCCUCUUGCGCAAGUUUGCUAACAAAGCACGCGCGGUGUCUGCCGCUCACCUGCUGGCAAACUGGCCCAGGGCGCCGCGGAAUGCAAACCGACGCUGUCCGCGCGUGCGUACUCUACCUCGUCUCUACAGCUUUGUAGACCUCCGCGCUCAUACACUCUGACAAUUGAUAGAGCGCGCAGGCAGUAGGCGCAAGGCGCCGCUGCGCUGAACGAAGCCUGCCCCAGGGCACACGCUUUUCCGUUUCGAUAGCAGCCCGCAGAGUUUGUGAGCUUUCUCUUUGUUGGAUUGUACAUGUGAGGGGCCACUGCACCGGCAGCAAGCAGCUGUCCACGCUAUCUAGGAAGCAGCUUGAGUUGUUUCCCAGAAUUAGGCUGCAUCUUAUUCAGUUGCAGAAGCCCAGCCAUGCUUCUAUUGAUGCUUGAUAUUGAACAGUUGAAAGGCUCAACUGGUUCCAGGCAGGGAUGGGCGCGCCCAUGCAAGGCCAAGGCCUAAAGGAGGAAUGUGAAGGACUCUUUUACUAUAUAGUAAAAAGCUCAGACAUCCGCUGCUCAGGCAUACAUCUAGAUAGCACUCCCUGACACGCUGCUCAACAGCAGAGCCAGGAAGCCUUGGUAGUGCGCGUCCACAAGCGAGCAAAGCUAGCCGCUUUCUCUUAACAGCAAUCAUGAAACCAGUACGUACCCAUGCUGCUGGCGAGAGCCUGGCAGCCUACAGCAGGGAGGUUCCUGUUGCGCCGCUCGGAGCUCCACCUCGCGUUCAGAGGAUUCUGUCAUACAAGGUUCGCUACCAGCCGGAUGGCCCGAGCUCUCCAACUCGCAGCACGCAGCCGCAGGCACGGGUGCCACCCGUGCCGCAGCCCCUCGUCACCCUCUCGCUAGAGGAACUGGACGAGGAGAUGGGCAUCCUCAAGCGUGCCGAAUUUAUACGCAACUACAACCACGACGUCCGUGCCUACGACGUCUACGAGCGCAAGCACUCGAGCGUGCGCAACCUGUGCAGCGACGCCUUCGAGGCCGCCGCCACCAACCCGGACCUGCCGGUGCCGCCCGGGAGUGUGCCCAUGCACCUCUGCUGGGGCGUCUUCAUGCGCCGGGCCACCACACCCCAGCAGCGCGGCUGGCACCUGCAGGAGGGCCCCGCCGCGCCCGACAGCCGCCGCCAGCAGUGGGAGCAGGAGCGGGAGCGGGAGCCUGAGCGGGAGCGGGAGCGCGAGCGGGAGCGGGAGCGCACCGCAGCUGCUUCUGCCGGGUGCCGCCCGGCGUGGCAGGCGCUGUGCAUGCACCUCCGCGCCACUGCCGCAGCAGCGGCGGGCCGUCCCCGUGUGCCGCCGCCGCCGCCUGGCUUCGAAAGCGUUGUGCACCGCAUACCGCUGGCCGCGCCCGGCUGCGGCUCUGCCGCUGCGGCGGGCCCCCGUGUGCCGCGACCUCCUCCUGGCUUCGAGGACGUCGCGGCCCGCAUGCCGCUGGUCACGCCCGGCUGCGGCUCUGCCGCUGCGGCGGGCCCCCGUGUGCCGCGACCUCCUCCUGGCUUCGAGGACGUCGCGGCCCGCAUGCCGCUGGUCACGCCCGGCUGCGGCUCUGCCGCUGCGGCGGGCCCCCGUGUGCCGCGACCUCCUCCUGGCUUCGAGGACGUCGCGGCCCGCAUGCCGCUGGUCACGCCCGGCUGCGGCUCUGCCGCUGCGGCGGGCCCCCGUGUGCCGCGUCCUCCUCCUGGCUUCGAGGACGUCGCGGCCCGCAUGCCGCUGGCGGCGCCCGGCACCGGGUGCCCGCAAUGGGAGUCGCUGUGCAUGCAUCUCCGCGUCACUGCCGCGGCAGCGGCAGGCCAGCCCCGUGUGCCGCCGCCGCCGCCGCCGGGGUUUGAGAACGUCGUCGCGCCUCGCACCGCUGCAGCUGCUCCUUCCUCAUGCGGCACAGGCAGCAGCACGGGUGGCGCUGGCAGCAGCAGCCGCGGUGACGCCAGCAGCGACGACGACCAGCAGGACAACAGCAUUACUUGGGGCAGCUCGACGAACACGGACACGGACACGGAUAUGGACAACACGCCUGCGGCGGAGGCGGCGGAGGUGGCGGAGGCGGCGGAGACGGCGAAGUUCGGAGGCGUGGCGGCGGCGGUGGAGGAGGACGAGGUGGGGGAGACGCAGCAGUCCAAGAACCGCCGCCACCGGCGGUCCGGGAGCCGGCGGCGUGGCGGGCGGCGGCAGCAGUGGAGGCAGCAGCCACGCACUGUGCUGCUGUGAGGCGGGGUUGCGGCUAUGAUGAGGCUCUUGGGCUCGUGCUCUUUGUGAAAGAUUACGGUAUGCGCGUUCAUGCGGUAUGCUCACGAUUGUUCUUUCUUCUUACGUGCGUGCAUUGGGUUUUGCAUUGCGCUUCGGGAUGGAGCUCUGCCAACAGUGCUAAGUACCCUAGCUAGUGGUACCCUAGUGGGGCCGCAAGGUCCUUAUCUGCCUUGCUGGCUCAUCCGCACAGGGUGGGCAGCCCUUGGCACUUGAUUGGUGGUGAUCCGUGCUUGUGAUUGCAUUUGGAUUUGGGGAU
Messenger RNA from Chlamydomonas reinhardtii, 2592 nucleotides. RefSeq lists its product as uncharacterized. Lineage: Eukaryota; Viridiplantae; Chlorophyta; Chlorophyceae; Chlamydomonadales; Chlamydomonadaceae. The record is from RefSeq and is a predicted model, not a curated record. The coding region runs from base 726 to 2297 and encodes 523 amino acids. The transcript is spliced from 4 exons.